AUGUCUGAACAAGCCUCGAAUGGACUUCCAGAAGACUUGAAAGACUAUGACCUAGACAAUGCAAUCCAAGGCGGUGGCCUGCGAAGCGGUCUUACGAGUUAUGGCGACACUCACUUCUCCCUCUUUCUCCGAAAGGUCUUCAUCAAGGCGGCCGGGUAUGGCGAAGAUGCUCUUUCGCGGCCCAUAGUUGGCAUCAUCAACAGUGGCAGCGGUUUCAAUCCUUGCCAUGCCAAUGUCCCGCAGCUGAUCGAAGCUGUGAAACGCGGGAUCCAGUUGAAUGGCGGACUUGCAAUAGACUUUCCAACAAUAAGUCUCCAUGAAUCCUUUGCAUCACCUACAAGCAUGUUUCUUAGGAACUUGAUGUCAAUGGAUACCGAGGAGAUGAUCAAGGCCCAACCGCUUGAUGCGUGUGUCAUGAUCGGUGGCUGCGACAAGACCAUUCCUGCACAGCUCAUGGGCAGCAUCUCUGCGAACAAGCCUGUGAUAUCUUUGGCGACUGGUCCUAUGAUGCCUGGAUCGUUCAAAGGAGAGAGACUUGGGGCUUGUACUGAUUGCAGGAACAACUGGGCUGCUUACCGUGCUGGAGAAUUGGAUAUGGAAGACAUUGCUGGAAUCAACGACGAACUAGCGCCGACAGUGGGUACUUGUGGCGUUAUGGGCACUGCUUCGACAAUGGCUUGUGUCACGGCAGCAUUGGGCCUGAUGCCUUUCAACGGCGCCAGUGCUCCGGCAGUAUCUUCAGCAAGGCUUCGAGUUGCCGAGCAGACUGGAGCCAUAGCUGUCUCGGUGAUUGGCAACUUAGACGAACGGAGACCGCAGAAAGUGUUAUCGAAGGAGUCUUUCCUCAACGCUAUCACCGUGCUGCAAGCCAUUGGCGGCUCGACUAAUGCUGUGGUCCACCUAAUGGCCAUUAUCAACAGACAUCCAGCUGCUGCGGGAUCUAUAACGCUGUCGACAUUUGACGAAGUUGGUACGAAGACUCCCUUACUGGUCGACCUGAAGCCGAGUGGGGACAACUACAUGAACGACUUUCACAACGCUGGUGGAAUGACAGCGCUGAUGCACACCCUGAGGCCCCUGCUUCACCUGGAAGCCAUGACCAUCACAGGGAAGACUUUAGGGGAAACGCUCGACGCAACUCCAUUCAAGCCAUUCCCUUAUUCGACUCAACUAAUACGACCGCUCUCCAAUCCAAUCUACCCCAGCUCUGCUCUGGUGGUUCUGCAUGGCAAUCUAGCCCCGAAUGGCGCGAUUCUGAAAGCUUCCGCAUCCAAAGACCGCAGUCUAUUGGAAUACGAAGGGAAAGCGGUCGUUUUCGAGAACACCGCAGACCUUGCUCAAAGGAUUGAUAGGGAAGACUUGGCCGUGACUAAGGACUCAGUCCUUGUACUGAAAGGAAUCGGGCUCAUUGGUAAUCCGGGAAUGCCUGAAGCUGGCGUGAUUCCUAUCCCUCGUAAGCUGAAGGGCGUCAAAGAUAUGCUUCGGCUAUCUGAUGGGCGCAUGUCUGGUACCGCCGGUGGCACUAUCGUCCUUCACAUCAGUCCGGAAUCUGCCAUUGUUGACUCCCCAUUUGGUAUUUUAAGAGACGGCGAUGUUAUUCGCUGUAGCCUAAAGAGGAGAGUGUUGGAAGUCGACCUGUCAGACGAAGAAAUAUUACGACGGAUCGAGGCUAGAAAGGCGUCUCUAAAGGAGAAAGGCCAGCCAGUCCAAGGCAACCGAAUCGCUGGCAAGAAGCGUGGCUAUCGUGGCUUGUACGAGUCGUCCGUGAACCAAGCCGAGGAAGGUGGCGACUUUGACUUCUUGACGGCGAAGUAUGAAGGGUCUUGA
Molecule: messenger RNA, 1827 nt
Organism: Zasmidium cellare ATCC 36951
Lineage: Eukaryota; Fungi; Ascomycota; Dothideomycetes; Mycosphaerellales; Mycosphaerellaceae
Exons: 2
Coding region: 1-1827 (608 amino acids)
Molecular function (GO): hydro-lyase activity
Source: RefSeq, a predicted model, not a curated record